GUUCUCUGAGAGGACUUAAAAACUGGCAUUCUGCCCGAGGCUUGCACUUAAGCCCAUACAAUGCUAAAACCCCCGCGCGUUUAGCAGCAACCCGAGGCCAUCACGCUCGCCUACAAGAGGACUUCGCCACCGCUGUGCCCCUCUCCUCCCCCAUCUCCUCUCAUUCCAUCCCUUUCCUCUCCCCCCUCUCGCCAUGGCGGAACCGGUGAGGCUUCGCCUAGAGUUCGAGGACCGCCAUCUCCUGACCAAGUCCCAGCGGUCGGAGGGGCUGAGGCGAUGCUGGGCCUUCCUGAGGCCCGAUCUCGCCACCAUCGGCGACCUCGCCGACCACCUCGCCGACUGCUUCGCCCUGCAGAGAUCUUGCCCCCAUGGCCUUGUCCUCUCUAUGGAUGAAUUUGUUCUGCCGUCAUUUGAGUCAACUUGCAUUUUCAAAGACAAAGAUGUCAUCAGGGUGAAAAGGAGGUGUGGUAAACAGAAGCAGGUUAUUGAGAUACAUGAUGCAUAUUGCACUAAAGAUUCUGAGAUUAUGGACAAGCAGCCAAUACUUUCAAAUAAUAAGCUUCUGACAAUUAAAGAUUCUCAAGACAAUUCAGGUGGAUACAGAAGCAAAAAUGAGAAGGACAGGUGUGCUCUUGAAGAGAAUGUGAUCCUUAAGCAGACUCCAUCAAGUGAGGGUACAAAUUCAAAUAAAAAAAGAAAGCAGUCAGAUAAACCUCAGAACUCAAAGAGAAAGAAAAUAAAAGUGACCAGCCCUGAAAUGCCAAUUACUACCACUGCACAAGAUGAGCAUGUCCAAGCAGAGCAGAAUCAAAGCUCUUCUCGUAAGAAAAAUCAUCAGGAGAGUUUAGAUAGGACAGCUAAGUCAUCUAAUGGAGAUGGCAGUUCUGGUACGCCGAUUGCCCCUCAAAAUGAUGUUUGUGUCCGGAAGAAAACUAGUUCUGUAUCAACAGAAAAGAGGCAUGAUCCACUUGAGGGGAAUCACCAAAUGAAAACAUGCACAUAUGCUGAUAGCAGCACAAGAAAGUUUCCGAGCAGAAGUGCUCGUCGUAAGAAGGCCAAAAAACAGUGGCAACGGAAGAUGCGACAAAUGGCUAACCACCAAAGGGAAAAGGAUUUGCAGAGCCAGGAGCCAGCAAAUGAGAUAGAUCGUACAUCAGCAAAACAUCAGGCAGUGGAUGAGAUCACUGAAGCGGAUGAUGAAGUUGUUCCUAUUGUAGUUCGACCUGGUCACAUUCGUUUUGAGCCUUUAGAUGCAACACAGAGCAAAUUGCAAUCAAAUGGACCAGUGGAAACUCUGCAGUGGAAUGGAACUACCAGCAAGAAGAAGGGGCAGAAGUGGGGCAGGGAGAAGACCUUAAGCAGGAAGAAUGAGGAUGAUUCUUGUACUGGAGCGUCUAAUGGAAAAACUGUUGCUGAAGAAGGGAAGCAUGUAGAUGGCCAUAUAGAUUUUGAGAGCCUUUAUCCUUUAACACGCCGUCCUGAGGAAGGUGAUGUGCUUGUGUAUCGUUUAGUUGAGUUGUCAUCAUCAUGGUGCCCUGAGCUUUCUCCUUUCCGAGUUGGAAAAGUUUCAUUGUAUGACUCCAUAUCGAAGAAAAUUGUUCUUGUACCUGUCCCAGAAUACCCGCUUUUUUCCAAUGAAAAGAAUGACCCAGAUGAAUUGUCACAGCAACCAGACAUUUCACAUUACAAAGAAGAUGGCUCUUUGGAGAUCGAAUAUCCAUCACUCCUUGAUGUUCGUUUAUUGAAGCCAAAUGAGUCAGAAACAGAAGAUGUACAUACUCUUCAAGGUGAAAGGACCAUGGCAGCAGCACUAUUAAACAAUUGGGAAGCUUCCUUUGCUAGAAGUAAUGCCACAAAGACAGUUACCCCUCCAGAAAGAAAACCUAAUAUGGGCUGGGAGCAAAUUGAACAGGCAUUAACUGAGAAGAAGGCUGAGCUUCAGCAAAACAAUGGUUGGGGGAGUUGGACCUCAAAUGAAAACACCAGCACCACCUCAUGGUCAUACAGAGCAUUGAGGGGAAGUGCCCUAGGGCCAACUCUCGCAUUAUUAAGAGGAAAAGAGGCCAAGUAUGCGAGCACAAGAAAUGGUACGCAUGCUAGUUCAAACCGGAAGUAUGCAGAUUCAAAUGGGAAGUACGCUAAUUCUAAGGGCUAGUAUUCCAGUUCGGCAAGGGGAAAGUACGGUGGCUCAACAAAAAAAUGGUAAGCAUGAGAGGUUUUAUGUGGUAAGUUGUGCAAGUAUGCUAAUACCAAGAUAUUUUGUUAGGUUUCGGACUCAGAGAAUAUUUUGAUGUUUUGUGCAAUGAUUAGAUCCUUGUAAUUAACCCCGUGUCCAACGUGGCAAUUUACAAAGUGCCGGCUUGCUUCUCAGCUCUUUCUUUAUUAUCUUCUAUGUUUCACAAGGAGGAUUUGAUUUGUGUUCAAUCCUAAUAUCUGUAUGUGGAUUGACGGUGGUCAGACUAAUCAAAGGGGAUGCCUUGUGGAUCCUCGAGAGAGAUUGGAUUCUCUAUAA
Molecule: messenger RNA, 2512 nt
Organism: Elaeis guineensis (African oil palm)
Lineage: Eukaryota; Viridiplantae; Streptophyta; Magnoliopsida; Arecales; Arecaceae
Product: coilin
Biological process (GO): spliceosomal snRNP assembly
Cellular component (GO): Cajal body
Molecular function (GO): U2 snRNA binding; U1 snRNA binding
Source: RefSeq, a predicted model, not a curated record